GGGGGGAGGUCCAUCGCACGUCUUUUCUCAUAUACAGUAGGCAAUUUCACCUCAACGACUUCGUGGUCCUCUUAUGAUGCCUCCAAGCUAGCUCCUUGAUGCCUAACAACGUGUUGGAAGGGCUCCCCAUGUUGGGCACAGUCGCUAACUAACAACAGCUAAAGGAGGACAUACCAAGCUUGACCACUCAUUACUCGAGUACAACUCCUCACCCAAACUGAGGCUCAAACGAUUGGUUGCGAACAUUAUUGUGGGGCAUAAUCCCGCUCCCCGAAUUUAAGCGUCUCCAGCGGAGAAGGUGGGUGCUAUCGUACCGGUCCUCAGCCAUUCUCCCGGACUAUCAAUACCGUUCCGGACCUGUUUUUUUUUUUUCUUUCAUUUUUUUCUUUUUCCCCCUCCCCUCUUUCCCUCCGGUUUGUGCCUUCAUCCUUUGACUUCAAACUCAAUAUACUGGUACUUUACAGUACUGUAUCUCUUGUUUUUGUUGAUCCGGCACUACGGUCCGCUCUAUCGAUACCGAUAACGAGAUUGACAAAGGGGGAAAAUAUAAUCAAAGAAGAUGCAUUAUGAGACUCUUCCGACUUCGUCCCUGGCACCCUUUAUCCGACUCAAUAAUAUCUCCCUGAACGGCGUCGAGAUUGCUCGCAUUGGGGGCGAGCCAAUUGAUGCUGGGGUUGGGGUUAAGCAUGCUCCAACCGCUUAUGAUCCUUCACGUCCAUUCCUAAAUAUUGACGCGGAGCUUGUUGUUUGUGCUAAGACUGUCGAGGGGCAUGCUAAAGCUGACGUCCAUCUAGCUGAAGCAUUGGCCGCUGCUGGGGAGUUCACCCUGGCCCCUAGGGGUGCUAUAAUGGUAUUUUUGGUCAUGAGCAUGAGUACCGCUGCUGGUUUGGGAAUUGGUCGGAGUGGAGCUUGGAGUGAAUAUAUCAAGUUUCUUCCAGCCGUGUCGAUACCCACAACUUGGACUGAAACCGAACGGAAGCUCCUACGCGGGACGUCGUUAGAUGUGGCGGUGACAGCAAAGCUCCAAGCCCUUGAACAAGAAUUCGAGGAUUUCCGGGAGGCCACGAAGGAAAUCAAGUGGUGCCAGAAGGCCUGGUGGGACGAGUCAAAGAUGACCUUAAGAGACUGGCAAACAGCAGAUUCGUGGUUCAGAUCUAGAGUUUUGCAAUUUCCAAGGUUAGGGAUUGGGAUGGCGCCUGUUUUGGACUUCGCAAACCACUGCUUUGAAGCAAACUCCUACUAUAGUGUCGAUGAAGAUUCCCAUGUGGUCCUACUUCCGCGAGAAGAUAGAGCUGGCACUUUGAAACACGGGGAGGAAAUCACAAUCAACUACGGCCAAGAAAAAAGUGCCGCAGAAAUGGUGUUUUCCUACGGGUUUUUGGAUCCAAGCAAGGAUAUGGCUUUGUGGCUUGUAUUAGACCUCCAAGGUCUCCCAGAUGACCCGCUAGGGUUCGCCAAACAAGCAGUUUUCAAAUCUGCCCCAACGUUGGGGAUAUAUGACCUAGGACAUACCGUCGAAUGGGCAAGUCAUUUUAUAUGGCUAAUGUGCGUUAACGAAGAGGACGGUUUAUCAUUCAGGGUCCUGCAAGAGACAACUGGGGAGCGACAUCUUCAGGUACUCUGGGACUCGAAGGAGGUUGAAGAUAUCGCCAAGCUUGUGGAUCUUCUAGGAGAUAGUAGUUUAUGGCCGAUAUACCAGUUACGAGCUACAGCGCUCGUUCAAGAUCGUGUAGAAACUCAAUUGGCCCGACUGACGGAAUCUGAGGAAGAGAUAGCCUGGAUCACUGAUCAAGAAUCGUUCAAUAUCGGGUCCCAGGAGCUUCACGUAGCAACUAGGCUUCGAACGCUAGAAAGGGCAUUGUUGGAGAAGGCCCUCAAGGUACUUGAGACUCAGAAAGAAAGAUUGCUAGGUUCGGAGGUGGUACAGACCUAUCUGAUGCAGGUGCAGGGGAGCUCCGAAAUGUCAGAUGAUCCUGAAGCCCCUGACGACGAAGAUGACCUUUCGUGA
Messenger RNA from Tuber melanosporum (Perigord truffle), 2008 nucleotides. RefSeq lists its product as uncharacterized. Gene Ontology annotation, molecular function: protein-lysine N-methyltransferase activity. Gene Ontology annotation, cellular component: nucleus. NCBI's taxonomy places the organism in Eukaryota, Fungi, Ascomycota, Pezizomycetes, Pezizales, Tuberaceae. Bases 560 to 2008 code for a protein of 482 amino acids. The record is from RefSeq and is a predicted model, not a curated record. Gene Ontology annotation, biological process: peptidyl-lysine monomethylation. The transcript is spliced from 6 exons.